CAUCCGAAAAUCCUCCUUCCAAAAAACUCAUCACUCCCUCACCUCGCUCUUCACUCGCUACUGGUUCAUCGUCCAAAUCGAGAACCCAUAGAACAAAAACACAAAACAAGCAGGAGGAAAUCCGGAAACCCCUUUUCCCAAUCCGAUUGCUUCGAAGUUUAUGUCGGAGAUGGCUAGAGAGGUGGUGGCGACGGCGGCAGGGGCGGGGGCAGGGGCGAGCGAGAAGCCGGCGGAUUCCGGGGAUUCCAAGUACAAGGGGGUGCGGAAGCGGAAGUGGGGGAAGUGGGUCUCCGAGAUCCGCCUCCCCAACAGCCGCGAGCGCAUCUGGCUCGGCUCCUACGACUCCGCCGAGAAGGCCGCGCGCGCCUUCGACGCCGCCCAGUUCUGCCUCCGCGGCCGCAACGCCCGCUUCAACUUCCCCGACGACCCCCCCGACAUCGCCGGCGGCCGCUCCCUCACCCCCUCCGAGAUCCAGGUCGCCGCCGCCCAGUUCGCCAACUCGGCGGCGCCGGCCCCGUCGGCCGCGGCGGCCGCGUGCUCCGACCCUUCGAGGAGAAGUAGCGGUAACCGCGACCUCAGCCCGGAGUAUCCUCCGGCGGGGAGCGAGUUGCGGGCCGAGUCGGCCUCCCCGCCGAUGUCGGAUGGGACCCCGAUGGACUGCGACUUGGGCAUGGACAUGGACAUGAACGAGCCGUUUAUGGAACUCCUGAGGAGUAACGUGGGCAUGGGCUCGGGCAAUUACGGGGCGGACUUCGGGUUGUACCCCGGGUACGACCCGUUCACGACGAACGACUUCUACGGCCACGCCACCAUACCUAACGUGGGGUUCGGCGACGAGAAUUUCGAUGGUCUUCCCGUCCAGGACUUCCUAUGGAAUUUCUAAAAGCGCCAGGCAAGCAAAGCGUCGAGAACGGGUCGGAUUCUGGGCAAGUUUUAGUCGCCGGAGUUUUGACAAGUAUACAAACCCGGCGGGGAUCGCGCUCGGGUCGACCGUCUUCCUUUUUUUUUUUUUUUUUUAGGUCUUUUGAGCUGACCAGUUUUAGCACGGUCAUCUUCCGAAGCUCAAUUACCCCUUUGGAAGAGAAGGCCCAAAAUUCUUUCGCUGUGAUUCUUGGACAUUCUUUAAUUAAACUGAUUAGUUCAAGGAGAAGCGAACAAAAGGGCAAACGAACCUAAAUCUCCAUUA
Eucalyptus grandis is the source of this 1186-nucleotide messenger RNA. Its product is annotated as ethylene-responsive transcription factor ERF017. The record is from RefSeq and is a predicted model, not a curated record. The coding region runs from base 161 to 883 and encodes 240 amino acids. Lineage: Eukaryota; Viridiplantae; Streptophyta; Magnoliopsida; Myrtales; Myrtaceae. Gene Ontology annotation, biological process: regulation of DNA-templated transcription. The transcript has a single exon. Gene Ontology annotation, molecular function: DNA binding; DNA-binding transcription factor activity.